AAGAAAACAAUGAAGAGAGGGGAAUCGUAGCCCACGUCCCGUGGUUGUUAGAGAAGAAGCCUUGGUGUCUACUCCGUUUCCUGUUUGCAUCUACAAAGAUUUAGACUUGCGCUUCAGGUGCCCAUAUACUGACUUAAAAUUGGGCCAAGUAAACACAUCCCACAGAAUCUGCAAAGUUAUCUCAACUCUGAAACUGUUUUUGUUUCCUAUUUGAGUGAAAGUGCUCAAUUUGCGAACGGCAGGAAAUUGAAAGAAAUGGACGGUUUUCAAUGUAUCUCUUGCUGGGUACCUCUGGGUUUUGUAACGACAAUCCUGAUUAUUUCCUUGGCGAAGAAUGUAUCGUACUACUUGAAGGAAAAGAAAAGGAAAGAUAAAAUAUAUGAAGACUAUCAGCAAUACGACCCAAGCUCUGGUGAGUUCUAUACUGAAGAAUGCCCUGUUUAUGACAACCUGAAUCAUCAUCACCAUCAAGACAUACUAAAUGAAAGCUGCUAUGAACAAAUGAAUGCCCACCCUCACACAUCUGCCAAUGAAGUACAGCAGACAGCUGAGCGUCAGAUGUGCUAUGCUUCCUUAGAUCACAGUGUCAGGAGGAAACACAAAAACCCUCGAAAAAAAAAAUAUCCUACCUUGGAAGUGGAUGAAGACCAACUGACCAGAAGCAGCAACUUGCCCUCUGACACCUGCAUUUACCUCAACAGUGAACAACUGAACGCUGAGAACGAACUGUCUGAGGAUCCAACUCAUGAGGAUCCCCACAGACUAUUUGGGUUAAUUCACACUAUGAAUGAUGCCAAUUUUUAGUAGGAAUUUGGCCCAGCUGAGUUAUUGUAGCUGAUAAAUUUCUUGGAAAACAACUGAACAACUGGGUUGAUACCAGGUAGCUUAAAAACUAAUUACCUGUAGCUAAAUAGGAAGGAUGUUUGUUCAGUAAUAGCUCUACAUUUAUCUGACCUUGGCCUAGCAGGGUCCAUUUCCAAGUAGAUUGUCAACUGAGAAAUAAUAUACUGUGUGUGUGUGUAUAGGGAUGGGAUGACGCUAUGGUCUAAACAACUGAGCCUCUUGGGCUUGCUGAUUGGAAGGUCGGCGGUUCAAAUCCCUGCGACAGGUUGAGCUCCCGUUGCUCUGUCCCGCCUCCUGCCAACCUAGCAGUUCGAAAGCAUACCAGUGCAAGUAGAUAAAUACGGUAGGUACCACUGCGACGGGAAAGUAAAUGGCGUUUCCGUGCACUCUGGCACUCAUCCCAGUCCUCCUUGUGCCAGAAGUGGUUUAGUCAUGCUGGCCACAUGACCCAGAAAACUGUCGGACUGCUAGAUCGUAUCAACUUCUUAAUGGAAGACUUGACUGAACUGAAACUCCGUCUGACUGGGUGCUUAUGUAGAUAAGCCUGAUUCACACAGGAAAUUCCUUUUCUCCCCUCAUACUGUUUCAGAGCUGACCCCUUUCCCAUAAACGUGUAUGUACAAGCCAGGGCACAUAGCUAUGUAGCUAGAGCACUAGUCCAUAGAAGGAAGCCCUUAGGUCAGGCAUAGGCAAACUCUGCCCCCCCCCAGAUGUUUGCGACUACAAUUCCCAUUAUCCCUAGCUAACAGGACCAGUGGUCAGGGAUGGUGGGAAUUGUAGUCCCAAACAUGUGGAGGGCUGGAGUUUGCCUAUGCCUGCCUUAGGUCUCAUACUGGAAAGACUAAAGUGUUGUUAACUUUUCAACGUGAACCUUGUCCAUCUAUUAUGUAUUUAGGAUUUGCCACAUUGUACAUUUAGUAACACCAUGCAUAUUGUGUGUCUAGUAACAUGGUGUGAUAUUUAGGGCUAAUUAGUGAAUAAUGUUAACAACUUUGGUUCACCUAAUUUACACUUGUUCAACGAGCAGAUUUAAUGUCCACAUAUGUUUUGUUUCCUGCUGAUGAGUACUGCUAGAGCCGCUCCCCAUUGCUCAACGAGUGUGUAAUGUCUUGUGCAUCUGAAUUCAAUUGUCUGGAAAGAAAGGGGUAAAUGAGGUGUAAAAAUAAAUCUCCAAGGAAGAAUUUGACAUUCUUCUAGGUAUUUGAAUUAUGACUCUCUUUUUACACAGUACUGUAGUCUGUUUUAUAAUCUACUCCUUAUUAUUCCCCAGAUAUACUCACUUAGCCUAGUCUAAGGCUGUGCCUUGUAAUAAAUUUUAAAAAGAUUUUUUAAGUCCAGUACUGAAAAAAGAGUUGCAGUUAAGCAAAUUUAACGCCAUUGAAAUUGGUGAGUGGCAUUUAAGUGCAGGCUGUUGGAAAAAAAGGCUGGUUGAUUUAGGUUUGUGCCUUGAUGACCUGACACAUCUUCUACUAGCCUUUUAUAUACCAAGACAUCUUUUGUUAGUUUAAUGAUAAAUAUUUACAGAUGACAUUUGCUCCAAUUUUGUCCCCUUUGCCAAAAUGUUUAUUCAAAGUUAUCCUCACCUAAUGACCUAAUCAAGUAAAUUAAAAACUUAACAUUGUUGUUAAUUCAUGCUUGAUCUGUAGAACUGCACAAAUGCUAAUAUAUAUUGCUAGGCCAUCUGGCAGCCCUUAGCGUGCCAAAUUUCUGUGCUACCAAGCGUGUCUCCAUAAGUAGUUCAGGAUAAGUCUGCACUCAAAUGGAUGCACUGUAAAAACUACAGCCAGGCAUCUUAAUUUAUUUAUAAAAAAAUUAUUCAGUUUAUA
This is a messenger RNA of Zootoca vivipara (common lizard), 2669 nucleotides long. RefSeq names its product T cell receptor associated transmembrane adaptor 1 (gene TRAT1). Gene Ontology annotation, cellular component: T cell receptor complex. The record is from RefSeq and is a predicted model, not a curated record. Gene Ontology annotation, biological process: positive regulation of T cell receptor signaling pathway; negative regulation of receptor recycling. NCBI's taxonomy places the organism in Eukaryota, Metazoa, Chordata, Lepidosauria, Squamata, Lacertidae.